UAUUCGGACUGUUGUGGGACGGCCUGGUGACGUCACAAACGGGGUCCAACACCCGGAAAUAGAAAAAAACAGAGCGGAUGACGGCUGGCUGGACUGGAUGUCAUUGAGCAGCACAUGAGUAACUAUACAUGGUCGCACUGAGGCGCCGUCGACGCGUCACAAGCGGAGGGAGGGAAAGAAAGGCAAAAGACCGGCCCACGGUGCCACCUUUGCCCGCGGAGACGUAGCCGAGCAGCAGAGUCGGACCCAGCCGUCCACCCUCGCCACUUCCCCGCUAUGGACGUGCUCCUGUGGAUGCCCCCACUGCUGCUGGUGCCGCUCCUGUUGUGGACCAGCAGCACCUUCGUCUUCUAUUUCAAAAAGUGCUUUUACGUGGCCUGGAUGAUGGUGCUGGCCCUGGUCGCCAUCCCGCUGUGCAUACUGAAAAGCGGGGGCAGGGACGUGGAGAACAUGAGGAUCAUCCGCUCCCUCGUUCGCCAUGUCAAGUAUUUCCUCGGCCUUCGAUUCGAAGUCAGCGGCUGGGAGCACCUGCAGACCGAGGGCCCCUACGUCAUCAUUUCCAACCACCAGAGCUCCCUCGACGUUUUGGGCCUGAUGGAGAUCUUGCCCGACCGCUGCACCAUGAUCGCCAAGAAGGAGCUGAUAUAUGCUGGCACGGUGGGCCUCAUCUGCUGGCUAGGCGGCAUCGUCUUCAUCAACCGCAAGAAGACCAGCGACGCCAAGAGUGUCAUGGCUGACGCCGCCCAGACUAUGUUGGACGAGCAGAUCCGUCUGUGGGUGUUCCCAGAAGGGACGCGGAACCAGAGAGGCGACUUGCUGCCCUUCAAAAAAGGCGCCUUCCACUUGGCCGUGCAAGCGCAAGCGCCCAUCAUUCCCGUGGUCUUCUCCUCCUACAGCAACUUCUACCUACGGAAAGAAAAGCAGUUCAAAUCGGGGACCAUCAGAUUGAAGAUCCUGCCAAAGAUCGAGACAAAAGGGAUGACGUCCGAGGACGUUUCGUGCCUCGCAGAGAAGUCCUUUGAUGUGAUGCGCUCGGCCUUCCUGGACAUCUCCAAAACCCACAGUAACGGCCCCAUGAGGCACUGAGCAGCCGCCAUACUCUCACCACCAAGCCCCCCCAACCGGCUGCCACUUCUAUCUCCAGCAAUCCUCCAGUUGACGCCCCCUCACCCCCAGGUUGUUCCGCUACCUGACCAGGACACGACGUGAUUGCGGCGGUCUUGUCUAGUUGACUCUUCCCUUCGAGCACAGUCCUGACCCUCGCCAUGUUUGCGAGUGGAGUGACGGACGGUGCGCACAACAAUGUUGAUGUGUGUUGUUUUUCCGUGCAUGUGUUUUUUCAUGGCGAUUCAUUUUUGCUUUGGACGCUUUUUUUUUUUUUUUUUUCUGUUUUUCAAAGUCCUCAUCCUGCCUUUUUUUUCUUUUGUAUUCCUCUCAUGUUGCCUUUGUUGGGAUUAUCUUUGGACGCAGCCCACCUCCUUCCUUCCUCUCUGCAUUCCACCCAAAAGACAAAGGCAGGCGGGGUUUUCACAAGUGGUGGAGGUCAGAGUCCAACGCGUCAUAGAGUCCCUUCCCGAUGAGCUCAUUGCGACAUCCGUUUUGCGUCUUCAGCCCUCGGAAGUCAAGGUGAUGGCGUUUAUUUAAUGGACUGACCUGCCAUCUCUCUUGUGCUUCAGUGGCUGACGUCACGCUCCCGCGUGUCUGCUACUGGAUAGAACGCAGCAGUCAGUGAGUGUUGUCUUGUCGCUUCUCUUCUUCUCUUUUAGACGCCUUUUUAAGCGCUCAUUACGACCCCUAGUGACACAGUGGAGAGCGACACAGCUGGCACACCAAAAUGUCAAGUGAACGACCUGAGACGUGUUUUGUUGAUAGGCAAUGUGGACAUUUUAUUAUUAAUAUUCCCAUUAUAAAAUGAACAGUGUUAUAAGUUUGUCACUUAACUCCAUAGGAUAGUUUAUAUUUGAUUAUUUAAGUGGAAUUUUGGCCUUAAGUUUGAUUGGUUGUUGCACUUUGCGCUUCUGUAUCCUAUGUCAUUGUUCCACCGACUUUUGGGGGGGGGGGUUCGAGUGUAUUGCAACAUUGGGAGGUAGUAUGACAGCAGCAACAGAGGUGGGAAGGCACCUGUGUGUAAGGGAAUGCCGGCAAACCCAGACAGUGAAAGGCAUCUUCUGCACUCUAUAUUUUAUACGUCACAUCAGACGCUGGCACAGAAUGUCGUCUAAUUAUCCAAUUGCGAGAUGCCGUGUUGUUGCGUGAAAGCCCUUUUGUUCUGUGUAAAAAGCACCUGGUGUUGUGGGGCUUUUGUUCACCCACGCUAGCACUUGCUUUCCCGCAUCUGUCGCCAUUUUCUCAGAAUGUACUUUGAGCAUUUGGGAUAAAGUAUGUGCACUUCUAUCCACAUGUAAUUUGUUUCUUUUUUUUCCUGGUUUGUGCUUUGAAAGGAAAACUGUGCUUUUUUUUUAGGAAUCUUGCGCGUCAUCCACAAUCCUUAUGUGAGACAUGAACACACGUGUUUCUCUUUGCUGUGUGUUCUAAAGAUAUAAAAACAGCUAAAAAGAAGCAGCUAAUUAACCUGCAACAAGGUGUUAUGGUUUUAUAUCCAUUCUGUGAGCAUUUAUGAUAAGAUGUAAUACUGACAGUAUUUUGGUCAUUUUAAGCAUUAGCGGAACUUCCCUCAUAGAAAGGAACGCUCCACCUAACAUUAACUUUUCCAAAAACAAAAACACAGCAACUUCAAUAUGCAGCGUCACCUUUCAGUAGUGGCCUGAGGCAUUGUGAGCGAGUGUGUGGUGAAGCUAGUCGCUAGCCAGCUAGGAACUAACCGGUGUGGUGUGGGAAGGUGUCGUAGUUCUUGGGUGUAACAAUGUUAACAAUAAUAACAAUGUUGCUGUAGCUUGGUUAAUACGCAGAUCACGUUAUAUUGUGGGGGUUUUCAUAAGCUUUAUAGGCGGAAUAGGUGCGUCCCAUUACGUGCAUUCUUAACUGCCUCUUUUUAGCUGUUUUUAUAUCUUUAGAAUGCACAGAAAAGAGAAAGAUGUGUGUUCAUGUCUCAACAUAAGGAUUGUGGGUGAUGGGCAAAAUAUUCAAAGCAAAAGUGCAGUUUUCCUUUAAAGUGGGUUUUUAUCUCACGUGCAGUUGUUGUUCAAGCUCAGAUGGCUAUUGAUGAAAUGUUCAUGACUGAUUGUGAGGUUUGACGAGUGGUGCUGGCCUGUACUCGCUUCAUAGAUGCCUACUCGCGCCUCAGCUUAACACACACACACAAACACCGCAGUAAGGCCAGUUUGAAUAUCUACCCCGAAUACUACUAACUCAUUUGCUCCUCGUCUUGCAUUCAAAAUAUGAAUCCUUAUUACUUUUUGGCUUUUUUUUGCAAGUGGUUUGAAUGUUGAACCAAAUUGGUUUCCUCCAAAAAACAAAAGCUUGUUUUUUUAAUUCAUUGUAUGUUCAGUUUGUGUCUUAUCUCAUUUGUGACAAAUUUGUGCGUUUAAUGUACAACACAAGUGCAAAGCAAUAGUGGAUGCAUCCUUUUAUAGACCCCCACCUAUGGUCCAAUCAGACAUUCAAAUUUGUAUUGUUCCUUUUUGUAGAUUUUUUGUGAUUUCGUUGUUUUUUUUUUCCCCUGGCAUGUAAGAAAAAUCAAAGUUAUCCAUUCAAUUAGGACACUCCUAGAUAAAAUUAUAUACAGUUUUAAAACAGGAAGGAAGGAAGUGAAUUAAAGCACUUUUCUUGUUCAGUUUUGACGGGAAACAUAAAAAAAAUUUCUUCAUGGUCACCAAAGCUAUUAAAGUGUAAUUGUUAGUAGCUUUAGUUGGAAUAUAAAUAACAACCUACAGCGUGUGUGCGUGCGUGUGUGUCCCCAUUUCAAUAAUCCAGCAUAUAUUGACAAUGUAGUGUUCCUGAUUUCACUUCCUCUGGGUAAAUGUGAAUGCCUUGCAAGUGCAACAGAUGAAAUAAAUGUAUUUUUUUUCUUAAUGCA
Molecule: messenger RNA, 3976 nt
Organism: Dunckerocampus dactyliophorus (ringed pipefish)
Lineage: Eukaryota; Metazoa; Chordata; Actinopteri; Syngnathiformes; Syngnathidae
Gene: agpat2
Product: 1-acylglycerol-3-phosphate O-acyltransferase 2 (lysophosphatidic acid acyltransferase, beta)
Exons: 6
Coding region: 277-1086 (269 amino acids)
Biological process (GO): phosphatidic acid biosynthetic process
Cellular component (GO): endoplasmic reticulum; membrane
Molecular function (GO): 1-acylglycerol-3-phosphate O-acyltransferase activity
Source: RefSeq, a predicted model, not a curated record